Molecule: messenger RNA, 1961 nt
Organism: Megachile rotundata (alfalfa leafcutting bee)
Lineage: Eukaryota; Metazoa; Arthropoda; Insecta; Hymenoptera; Megachilidae
Product: ubiquinone biosynthesis protein COQ4 homolog, mitochondrial
Biological process (GO): ubiquinone biosynthetic process
Cellular component (GO): mitochondrion; mitochondrial inner membrane
Source: RefSeq, a predicted model, not a curated record
CGUACUUCGAUUCGAUUCGAUUCGACUUCAGUUCAUUCGAUUCGACUCGACCACUGUGUUCAUUACUGACGGAAAACGAUAAAAUUUAAAAUCGAUUAGUGAGAAACGAUUGAAAAACGAAGUUUAUAAGACUCACAUCUAUGCAAAUACAGAUGUAAAGUGUUUAUUAACGCAGUUGUGAGUUAUGUAAAUAUAACGAGAUACGCAUGAGAAGUUCAAAAAUGAACCGCAGUUUUUACUAUGUUUACGCACGCGUGCGUAUAAACGAAGGCGAUAGCGCGAAGAAUAGGAGGCAAGGGAAGUGAGGAAAACACGUUGACAAAAUUCGUGAAGGUUAUCGAAUAAGGAUCCUACAGAGAAGAAAUUUAUUCUCGGGAAAAUAACCUGAAUGAUUUCGAUGGAUGUCAAAAGUUGUUAGACCGUUCGUGUACCGUGAUCAAGAAUUAGUCGAAGGAUCGUGUACGCUUGAAGAGGAAAAACGAAACAGGACAGGCCGGCCGGAUCAGAACGGAAAGAAGAAUGAUAAGGUUAUAUCAGUAGGAAAUAUUACUCAGAAUAAAAGAACGUAACCGAAGAAUCGGAAGGAAAUACAUAUCGGUAUGACGCUGAAUCAGCCAAAUACAAUGUUUGCAGCUGUCGGAUCAGCUGUAUUUUACGGAUUAUCGUCGUUUAUGAUCACGGUUGUAAAUAAGACGGUGUUGACGUCAUUCGAAUUCCCGUCGUUUCAAAUACUUGGUAUAGGACAAAUGUUGUCUACUAUCCUAUUGCUGUUCGUUGCGAAGAAGUUACGUUACGUCGAGUUUCCUAACCUAGAAGUGACAACGUUCGCGAAGAUAUGGCCGUUACCGGUCAUCUUUAUCGGUAACAUGAUCUUUGGAUUAGGCGGUACCAAGCAACUGAGUCUUCCGAUGUUCACGGCUCUCAGACGAUUCAGUAUUCUGAUGACGAUGAUCGCCGAAUAUUACGUUCUCGGAGCAAAGGCGCGCGUUUCCGUUCAGCUGAGCGUCUAUACGAUGAUCAUUGGGGCAAUGGUGGCGGCGCUGAACGAUCUCGCGUUCAAUUUGAAGGGGUACGUGUUUAUCCUGUUGAACGACUUCUUCACCGCCGUUAACGGUGUCUACAUGAAGAAGAAACUGGACAAGAAGGAACUGGGAAAAUACGGAUUGAUGUACUAUAAUUCGUUGUUCAUGGUCGUGCCAGCGAUCGCGAUUUCGUGUUGGAUGGGAGACGCGCGUUCCGCCCUGGAAUUUCCCUAUUGGUACGACGUUUUCUUCCUCGUGCAAUUUGGACUUUCUUGCGUGAUGGGAUUCGUGCUGUCCUACAGUAUGAUUCUUUGUACGCUUUACAACUCUGCAUUGACUACAACUAUAAUCGGAUGUUUGAAAAACAUUUGCGUCACAUAUCUCGGAAUGGUUAUCGGCGGUGAUUAUAUCUUUACCUGGUUAAAUUUCAUAGGAUUGAAUUUGAGCGUAGUCGGUAGUUUGGUAUACACAUGGGUGACGUUUCGCAGAAGAGAGCCCAUCGAACCAAAGUAUUCUCCGCUUAUCGAAGAUCAAGCGUCAAAAAUCGAAGCCGUAUGAUCGAUUCAUCGACUCGUUUCAUUCCGCCGCGCCGUGCCGAUCGUUUUCUUUCCGAUUCGGUCAUUUUUCCGUCCGAUUUUCUUGGUCACGGUCACGUUCACAGCCUCGGAAGGGAAACGGGAGAUCCGAGCGGAAGAAAGAAACGAACGAGUAUGACAGCGACGACAAGCGACAUCGUACCAAAGCAAACGAAUCUCUCGUUACCGGACAGAACGCGUACACGGUAUACAAUAGUGCCAUAGCGUGUUCGUUGAACGGACAGCGUUGACCGCGACGUUUCCUGUAAUAAAACUUGUACAUACAUACGCAUACAUAGAUAGAUUUUUGAAAGGUACAAUAUCACUGAAGUAACGUGUACAUAAGAAAGAAUUCUCGAAAAAA